Molecule: messenger RNA, 735 nt
Organism: Raphanus sativus (radish)
Lineage: Eukaryota; Viridiplantae; Streptophyta; Magnoliopsida; Brassicales; Brassicaceae
Exons: 1
Coding region: 76-483 (135 amino acids)
Source: RefSeq, a predicted model, not a curated record
UGUCAACUCUUGUUUUCAUCUAAAUACCACCGAUCAACUUCUCUUUCUCCCUCUCUCGGUUUCACGUUAGCAAAGAUGGCAGAGAAAGAGUUUGCCCAAGAAGCAGAUGUAAAGAUCAGAGCUGCUGCUGCGGCUUCGGAUCUUGAACAGAUGGCUGCAGAGUCCUCCGUGGUUCCAGAUUUCGAGAGAGGGAGGUUCUACGACGUGUAUUCAGCCAGGAGGAACGAGAGGUUGAAGAGGAAGAACGGAGGAGAAGAAGAAGAUGCUGAAGUCAAAGGAACUCUGUACAAUCUCGGAGUGGAUCCUAUGCCGACCAAGAGAAGAGGAACCUUUAAGAAGAAGAAGACGGUGGUUGAGACAUCAACAACAACGCCGAGGUAUUCUCUGAGGAGCACAGUGAACAAAGAUAACAAGAAGCCUCUGAGUGUCGCUGUAAGUACUAUGAAAACUGUCAAGAGCACCAGGAGGGUUAUGAGUAUCUGAUGAUCCUGCUCUGCUUCUAUCUACUCUUUUUUUUUUGCUUUUUUUUUGCUUUGCUUUUGGUGAUUCUGUCAGGAAAUUGAAGUUUGGGGUUUUGAUUUCCUUCUAUCUACUCUUUGCAGUAUUGUUCUGCUUGUCGGGAUGUCGACAUAAAUAAACCCAUGAAACUUUGUUUGUUUUGUUUUUCUUGAAUUACUCAUACAUUCAGAUAUGCUUUAUCUGUGAACUAAUGCGUAAAAAUGACGUUUUGUGACA